GGAAAGCGCGGGGGGAUGGCAAGGGCUGUUUCUGGGCGGAUUAGGUUCCUGGGUUGUGAUUUCUUCCAUUCUUAAUGUGACCCAAACGAUUAGAUCUCUCAUUCAGCCUUGGGUUUCUCGCCAAGUCAUUAAUGGCGUCCCAGUUUCUUUGAAGAUCCAGAAAUAUCAGAGCUGGUAUCUGGAUGCCUUCUUUUCUGGGCUCUCUUGCAUAGUUUCUGUGCCUUUCUACACUGCAUUUCUUCCUUUCCUCUUCUGGACUGGGCAUUCUAAAUUGGCUCGGCAAAUGACCCUUCUGAUGGCUUUUUGUGAUUAUAUGGGGAAUUGUAUAAAGGUCUGUUCUUUCUCAUCGUUUUGAGUGCUAUGUAUUCGAUUAGAAUGUGGUAUCUGUUUUGAUUCAGUUGAAGUAAGAUUGACUUGUUUUUUUUUAUGAUUUCCCAAGAUUUAUGCAAACUUACCCCAAGAAAUAGGGAAGUGUUUUCAUUAUAACCUUUAUGCAUUGGUGCAUUUACUACCCAAAGUUUUAUACUCCAUAGAAGGUAAGAACCAAAUGAAGUAUAACAUGCCACUUCAAUUUAGUCGAUAAAACAUGAACUUCUCACUUGGUUUGAGUGGUAGGUAGGAAGCUCACUUCCCAAGGUUCAUGGGGAAGUUCACCCGGCGAAGACGGAGGCAUUGGUUCAUUUACUAUUUAUUAUGCUUCUGGUGUAUGAUUGAAUGCCAACAUGUUUGCUGCAGGAUGUUGUGUCAGCCCCUAGACCAAGCUGUCCCCCUGUUAGGAGAAUAACAGCCACUGAAGACGAGAAAGAAAAUGCAUUGGAAUACGGACUGCCUUCUUCGCACACUCUCAAUACUGUUUGCUUGUCCGGAUACCUUUUGCACUAUGUGUUGUCCCACACCCAAAACAAAGAUUUGCCGUUUGAAAUAGCGGGAGUUGCCCUUGUUUGCUUGCUUGUUGGCCUAAUUGGCUUCGGUAGGAUUUACCUUGGGAUGCACAGCUUGAUUGACAUCAUUGGAGGUCUGGUUUUCGGCCUUGCGAUCCUGGCCUUUUGGCUUUCUGUUCACAAUCACAUAGAUCAUUUCAUUGUUUCAGGACAAAACGUUACAUCCUUUUGGGCAGCACUGAGUUUCUUGUUCCUCUUUGCUUAUCCAACGCCUGAGAUGCCUACGCCAAGUUUUGAAUAUCAUACAGCUUUCAAUGGCGUUGCAUUGGGAAUUGUAAUGGGAAUCCAGCAAACAUACCAUCAGUUUCACCACGAAGACGUUCCACGGAUCUUUACACCUGAGCUAACAAUCCUUGCAUUUGUGGGCAGAAUGCUGGUAGGGAUACCGACAAUACUCCUCGUGAAGGUGUGCAGCAAGGCUGUUGCGAAAUGGAUGUUACCUAUGCUUGCCAAUGCUUUGAGCCUCCCUGUGAGAUCAACCAGCUAUGUCCCUGGACUGAACGGCAUGACCAUUGCCAUUAAGUCAGACAAAAUGAUGAAGCCUCGAGCAGCAGGAGGAAGUAUGUAUUCUUAUUGUGAGCAGAAGGUAUCCAUUUUUUUACAGCAGGAGACAACAUUUGAUGUUGAUACCUGCAUACGGCUUGUUCAGUAUACUGGCCUUGCUUGGGCUGUUGUAGACCUUGUUCCAUCUUUGUUCACCUACCUAAGACUAUGAUGUUUUUUUGUUUUGUUUUUGCAUCAUGAAAAAACUUUAUUACUUGCUAAUGUAGUAGAAGCCAUAUUUUUGGGUCCCAUUAAAAAAACCCUAUUGGC
Messenger RNA from Cuscuta campestris, 1754 nucleotides. The record is from the annotation of a GenBank genome assembly. NCBI's taxonomy places the organism in Eukaryota, Viridiplantae, Streptophyta, Magnoliopsida, Solanales, Convolvulaceae.